CAAAAAAAAAAAAAAAAAGAAAGAUUAGAAAUAAGGGUUACUGUGUCUGUCAAUAUUUUACUGGAGGAACAAAUAUAACACAAGAUACAAAUGUACAAGAAAUUACAAGUUGCAUGAGGAAGAGUGCAGAGGGUGUCUGUACACUAGAGACUGAAGGAUUUGAUCGAAGAUCUGCAGCUCAAUGCAGUGUCCCGUGCAAGUCUGUAUCUUAAGGCUGAUGGGUCUGCACUGGAAGGCUGAAGGGUCUGAAGUGGAAUGCUGAAGAGUCUAUACCAGAGGGCUGAAGAGUCCAUGCUGGAAGGCUGAGGGACCCGUACUGGAAGCCGAAGAGUCUGCACUAAGAAAGCUGAGGAGUAUGACAGAAGCUGAAAAGUCUGUGCUGGAAGCCAAGAGAUGAUGUCCAAGCUGAAGCUGAGGAUCCAAAGUACCGAGAACCCUGACAGGUGGUGGUGUGGGAUAUGACCUGCAGUGGCCAUCAGGGAUGCCAGACAGGAGGCAAGGGGUGCCACUUAGGCUGGCCCUGAAGAAAAUCUACCAUGGAUGACCAACACAGCUUCUGUGAUUAUUCCCUGAAGUCACAAUUUGAUUUUUUCUGAUGCUUGGAAGCUAUCCUAUGAGCCACAAAGAUGGUAAUAAAUCUUUGCCUCCCACAAUUCAGACCAAGAAUUCACUGCAACAAGAUAUCAGCUGAUGGUUAUGAAGUAGAAAAUCUCAUCUCUGAAGACCUCACAAGGAGAAGCCAUGGUUUUAGGACAGAGUAUUUCAUUAAGCCGCCAGUCCACGUGACAGUUUCCUUUCCCUUUAAUGUGGAAAUCUGUAGGAUUCACGUAGACCUCACAGCUGGGGGCUGCCAAAAUGUCACCGGCCUGGAGAUGUACACAUCCACCUUACGCGGCAGAGCCUCCUGGAGCACACCUGAGUGCCAGCCCCCCGACCCCUCCGAGCCCUCCGUGCCCAACAAGGAGGCGUUCAUCUUGGUAGGCAAAGUCUUGCUGAAGAACCAGAGCCAAGUGGUGUUUAGCCACCGAGGCUUCAAGGCCAGGCCACCUUUUAGCCCAUUGGAAGUCACACCCCCCUCCCCUGCGGUUGUGGCUCAGGAGCUCUGGAAUAAAGGGGCUCUUUCCCUUUGCCAUGUGGCCCACCUCAGGAUCUGUAUCACCCAUGUGACAGGCAAUGGUGUCCCUUCCAUCAAGCGCUUGGAGGUAUGGGGUCAGCCGGCCAAGACCUGCUCUCAGGAAGUGAUAGACAGUGUCUUGCUGGUGGCCUCAGAGAGUGUACCUCAGGAGUUGGCCCUGCAGACCCCAGCCUUGCCCAUGGAGAGUGACUGUGACCCUGCAGGCCUGUCUGAGGGCCAGCACGCCCCCUCCAGCCUGCGAGAGAUGGCUGAGGUGAUUCGGGACGUGCCAGAGGAGUUCCUAGAUCCCAUCACCCUAGAGAUCAUGCCCUGCCCCAUGCUGCUGCCCUCAGGCAAGGUCAUCGACCAGAGCACCCUAGAGAAGUGUAACCGCAGUGAGGCCACGUGGGGCCGAGUGCCCAGUGACCCAUUCACGGGCAUAGCCUUCACCCCGCACUCCCAGCCCCUGCCGCAUCCUGCCCUGAAGGCCCGCAUAGACCACUUCCUGCUCCAGCACUCCGUCCCUGGCUGCCACCUGCUUGGGAGAGCACAGGCUGCAUCAGCAGUGACCCCUUCUUCCAUAGCCCUGCCUUCCCGGAAAAGGAAGCCGGAGCAGGGGGACCAGGCCCCAGACAGUGGCUGUGGUGCGAACACUUCCUGCUUCCCCACCACAAAUCCUCUGGUCUCUUCCACUACCUCAGAGCACUCCGGCAAGAAAAUGAAGGCCACCAGCGAGCCUAGCCUGACUCACAUGGACUGUUCUGCAGAGCCAGUGUCGCAUGAGCAAAAGCUGUCACAGAGCUUGGAACUGGCCUUGAUGUCCACCCUUGGCUCUAUGCCUUCCUUCACAGCCCGGCUGACUAGGGGACCGCUGCAGCCCACUGGCACAAGAGGAAGCAGCACUUGUGGGAGGCUGGACACUGGCUCAGGGCAGCCUGCGUGCGCCCCCGGCCCGGAGUGCGCCUCCUGCAAAAGAGUGUUUUCUCCCUACUUCAAAAAGGAGCCCAUGUACCAUCUGCCCUGCGGCCACCUCCUGUGCCGACCCUGCCUGGCUGAGAUGCAGCGCUCCCUGCCCAUGACCUGCACAGCCUGCCAGCACCCCUUCGCCAGCCAGGAUGUGGUGCGGGUGCACUUUUGAGUGACCAGCCUCUGCUGGAGACGGCCACUGCUGGAUGGCCCCAACAGGGGAGCAGGAUUGGGGUCACCGCUCCCCUGUGGUCUGGCCAGUGACAAGCACAGAGCUGCCUGUUCUCUUUCCAGGCUUUGUCACUUCAUAGUGCAGCACAGGGACGGGGUGGGGUGGGGGUUCACUUCUGCUCAGGUGGCCACAAGAUAACAAAGCCAUAGGCUGGAGUGGGAGGCGGGGGAAGAUGUCCCUGCCUUCCUCUACCUGCCAUGCCCCCACCAGCACCUACGCAGGCCCAGCACCCCUGCUGAAAGGCACCCCACAUGGUCUGCACACCCCCUCCCAGCAGGGCCUGUGGAGUGGGACACGGUGGACUGCUCAGGGUCACCCAGAAGUGGACCACAUGGGGCUUGGGGUGCAUGACUAGCCCCUGUCCCCAGCUGGCCGACGCUCGGAGCCUUAAUAAAGUGAUGGUUGACAUCUUC
This is a messenger RNA of Chinchilla lanigera (long-tailed chinchilla), 2725 nucleotides long. It is a transcript of the gene Ubox5, whose product is annotated as U-box domain containing 5. Gene Ontology annotation, molecular function: ubiquitin protein ligase binding; ubiquitin-ubiquitin ligase activity. Gene Ontology annotation, cellular component: nucleus. The record is from RefSeq and is a predicted model, not a curated record. Lineage: Eukaryota; Metazoa; Chordata; Mammalia; Rodentia; Chinchillidae. The coding region runs from base 627 to 2252 and encodes 541 amino acids. Gene Ontology annotation, biological process: protein polyubiquitination. The transcript has 6 exons.